Molecule: messenger RNA, 1343 nt
Organism: Salvelinus sp. IW2-2015
Lineage: Eukaryota; Metazoa; Chordata; Actinopteri; Salmoniformes; Salmonidae
Gene: acmsd
Product: aminocarboxymuconate semialdehyde decarboxylase
Biological process (GO): secondary metabolic process
Cellular component (GO): cytosol; cytoplasm
Molecular function (GO): carboxy-lyase activity; hydrolase activity
Source: RefSeq, a predicted model, not a curated record
CGGAGAAUAACCUUGCUCAAUGCUCAUGAUAGACACCGUUUACUACCUGUCUCACAUCAGGCGAAUUGUAUGAAAAACACUUGUCGUAGUAGAUUUAUCAGGAUGAAGAUUGAUAUUCAUAAUCACAUUUUACCCAAGGAAUGGCCCAAUCUGAAAGAGAGAUAUGGAUAUGAUGGAUUUAUCCAGCUUCACCAUCACUGCAAGGGGGAAGCAAAAAUGAUGAAAGACGGGAAGUUGUUCCGUGUGAUCCAGGAGAACUGUUGGGAUGCAGACGCAAGGAUUCGGGACAUGGAUGCACACGGGGUGACGGUCCAAGCCUUGUCCACAGUGCCUGUCAUGUUUAACUACUGGGCCAAACCUCAUGACACCCUGGACCUGUGUGGGAUCCUGAAUGACGACCUGGCUAAGACAGUGGCGCUCCACCCCCGACGCUUCGUGGGGCUGGGUACCCUGCCCAUGCAGGCUCCUGAUCUGGCUGUGCUGGAGAUGAAGCGUUGUGUUAGGGAGCUGGGCUUCCCUGGUGUCCAGAUCGGCUCCCAUAUUAACACCUGGGAUCUUAACGCCCCCGAACUCUACCCAAUCUAUGCUGCUGCUGAGGAAAUGAACUGUUCCUUGUUUGUACACCCAUGGGACAUGCAGAUCGAUGGGAGGAUGGCCAAGUACUGGCUCCCCUGGUUAGUGGGUAUGCCAUCUGAGACUACCAUGGCCAUUUGCUCAAUGAUCUUCGGAGGUGUCUUUGAGAGAUUUCCCAAGUUGAAGGUCUGCUUUGCUCAUGGAGGGGGUUCUUUCCCGUUCACUAUUGGCCGAAUUGAACAUGGGUUCCAGGUCCGGCCUGACCUCUGUGCUGUGGAUAACAAAGUCAACCCACGGAAAUACCUGGGCUCCUUCUACACUGACUCCUUAGUGCAUGACCCCAUCGCCCUCAAGCUACUUAUUGAUGUGAUUGGAAAGGAUAAGGUGAUGUUAGGAACAGACUAUCCAUUCCCACUGGGUGAGCUGCAGCCAGGAGCAUUAAUAGAGUCCAUGAAGGAGUUUGAUGGUGGUUUAAAGGACAAACUGCUUGCAGGCAAUGCACUGGACUUUUUGGGGAUUAAAAGAGAACAAUUUCAGUGAUUCCCAAGCAUGAAGAUAUUGUCAAAACAAAAAUGGAAAACAAUGUUUGACUUUCAAAUUACUCUUGAGUAUUGGCAGGACCAUAAAACAAAUACAACAUAUUGCGUGACCAAAAUGUAAAUAUUUAAAUAUGAAGAUAUUUUUCAUCUAUUUAGCUAAUUUAUCAUGAUUUUUGUUUACACUGUUGGAAGUCAUCUGUGGUCAACACUCUUUUUGCUGUUUAUGACUAA